This is a messenger RNA of Brassica oleracea var. oleracea, 702 nucleotides long. Its product is annotated as HVA22-like protein b. Lineage: Eukaryota; Viridiplantae; Streptophyta; Magnoliopsida; Brassicales; Brassicaceae. The coding region runs from base 59 to 517 and encodes 152 amino acids. The transcript is spliced from 5 exons. The record is from RefSeq and is a predicted model, not a curated record.
CAAAAAAUUACAAACAAACAAAGCAAAAAAAAGAAACAAUCAAAAGUCGACGCCAAAAAUGAGUUCCGGUAUUGGAAAUUUGGUGAAGAUCAUCCUUAAGAACUUCGACGGUAUCGCUGGACCUAUUAUUAGCUUGCUUUAUCCCCUAUACGCAUCAGUGAGGGCAAUAGAGUCGGGAGCCCAUGGAGACGACAAGCAAUGGCUCACUUAUUGGGCUCUUUAUUCACUUAUCAAACUCUUUGAGCUCACUUUCUACGGACUCAUCGAAUGGAUCCCGAUAUGGCCAUACGCCAAGCUAGCACUAAUUUCUUGGUUGGUGUUACCGGGCUUGAGCGGCGCUGCUUAUGUUUAUGAGAACUAUGUGCGUUCAUUCCUUUUACGCCCACAUAGUGUUAAUAUAUGGUAUGUGCCCGCUAAGAAGGACGAAGAUGACUUACCAGCAGCUGCUGGGAAAUUCACUCCGGUAAACGAUUCUGGUGAGCCUACGGAAAAGCGUGCGAGCUCGGUGGAUACAUGAGCAGCCAAAUAUGUUGGUCACUCGGCCUUUAAUGAUACAUAUGUCUACUAGCUACCAAAGCUACUUCUGACCCGUUUUAGCUUAAAAUCGUUGCCCACGCAUUUCCUCUCUUUUUUCUCUCCGGUUAUUAUCGAGUUGUUGUUACCGGUUAAUAAAUUUUAAAUAUCAAAAUAAUGUUAAAUUAA